UUUAUAUUUUAUGUAUUUUUUCUGUAAAUAUAACAACUAUUUUUUUUAUUUAUAUCACGAGACAAACGAACACCGGCCAAUUCGUAAUGAAUGUAACUGGAACGAUAAACACAUUCCGGGCAGAAAUUCUAUUUUAGUUUCCAUUGACAUGCGUGGUCUUAAUUUAGCCAGUCCGUGAUUAUAAAGGAUUGCUGCGACAGUAAUAUAUCGUUAGGUGAAAUGGCGUACCAGAAAACCAGCUCACAGUGAUAUUGGAAUUGUAUUGCGAGUAAAAAUGUCUGACAGAGACUCGCCAGAAGAAAUGCGUUUGGUGAAUAGUAAAAGCCCAGUAUCGUCAUAUACUAUCAAUGGUGAAGAUGACGACAGUGAGGUUGAAGUAGAUCUGUCAGAGAUAAUGGCAGAGAGACAAAAACGUCGCGAGAACAGGAAGACCCCGAGACAAAAUGCUAAAACGAAGAAGGCCGAAAAACUGAAGGAUCUGUACGAAGAUGAACUUAAUCUUGCAAAUGCAUACGAAUCAACGCUUUCUGAAGCUGGGUUCGGACGUUACCAGAUUCAGGUAUUUUUCGUGGUAGGGUUAGGGAUAAUGGCGGACGGUGUAGAAGUGUUUCUAAUGGGAUACGUCUUGUCAAGUGCUGACCGGGAACUGUGUUUAAAUGAUUGGAAAAAGGGAUGGUUGAGUGGUAUGGUAUUUGUGGGUAUGAUGAUUGGCGCAUUAUUAUGGGGAAAUAUUUCCGACAGAAUUGGUAGAAGAACUACCUUGAUAAUUUGUCUUACUAUGAAUGCUAUUUUUGGCCUUUGUUCAGCAUUUGUAAAAACGUUUGUGCAAUUCCUAAUAUGCCGACUCGGUGCUGGAAUCGGUAUUGGUGGAUCAAUCCCUGUGACAUUUUCAUACUAUGGUGAAUUCGUACCGAAAGAAACCCGUGGAGGACACGUAAGCUGGUUGCAGAUGUUCUAUGUGAUCGGCGGUUUAUUUGCAUCAGGCAUGGGAUUGGCAAUUCUUCCAACAAAUGUAUUAACAUUUAUAACUAUCUCUACAAUGACAACAGAAUCAUACUAUGAAGAUCGGUUCAGCACAUGGCGAAUAUUCAUACUGGUAUGCGCAAUUCCAUGCAUUCUUACGGUGAUACUACUGCUAGGUUUUAUGUCCGAAAGUCCCAGGUUCCUUGUCAGGGUCACUGACAUAUACAAGUAUACGAAUAAGGUUACUGCGGGCGAAUCAGCUAUGAAUUCAAAAGUAGUGUUGACGUCGUGUGGGAAGUGUUGUGAGAUAUUUGACUCGUUAAUUGGUAUAUUUCAACAACCGCUCGUGGUCAUUACGUUUGUACUAUUGGUGUGCUGGUUUGCUACGUCAUAUGGUGUCUAUGGAUUGACGCUAUGGUUUCCAGAAUAUAUUAAGCGGCUUCAGAUAGACGAGUAUUUUAGAAACACGGAAACCUUUGAUGAUAGUACAUUUGCCAGCACAGCGUUCACCGACGAUAUCACAAACAGAGAGUUCAACAACGUUACGUUUCAAGAUGUGAAAUUCGAGAAUUUACAUAUGGAAAAUGUAAAUUUCCACGGAAGUGAAUUCAUCAAAGUUUUGUUUCAGGAUGUGACGUCAGCGGGAACGUAUUUUUACAACUGCGACUUUUAUAGUACCACAUUCAACAACACAAAUUUCUAUGACAACAGAUUUAUAAAAGCGACAAUGAACCAAACUGUGUUUAUAAACACAAGAGGUGGUUGCGAGCUGGAUUUUAGUCUAUCGUACAACGCGUCAAGGGUGUACCUGGAGAUAUUGAUUGCAACGUUAGGAGGAAUCCCCGGGGUUGUUAUUUCAGCGCUACUUAUGGAUAAAAUGGGCCCGAAGAUAAUUUACAUGUCGUCUGCGUGCUGCUCUGCUGUUAGUGUAUUCUUCAUUUGGUUGAUCAAUACUGAGAUUUCGGCUGCUGUUAUGCUAGCUAUCGUACAGUGUUUUGGUCAAGCACAGUGGAACGCACUCGAUGUCUUCUCAAUUACUUUAUAUCCAACCGACAAACGAACUACGGCAUUUGGGUUUCUCAGCUCUAUAGCCAGGAUAGGUGGAGUUCUUGGUAAUGUCACAUUCGGUCGUUAUAUUGGUGUCAACAAAGCUAUUCCAAUCUUACUUGCAGCUGUUAUUUUUUUUCUGAGUAGUGGAAUCUCCCUCAUAUUACCGAAUAAUAAAGGAGUGGUGCUCAUGUAA
Saccoglossus kowalevskii is the source of this 2206-nucleotide messenger RNA. RefSeq names its product synaptic vesicle glycoprotein 2C-like. Gene Ontology annotation, cellular component: membrane. NCBI's taxonomy places the organism in Eukaryota, Metazoa, Hemichordata, Enteropneusta, Harrimaniidae. The record is from RefSeq and is a predicted model, not a curated record. Gene Ontology annotation, molecular function: transmembrane transporter activity. Gene Ontology annotation, biological process: transmembrane transport.